Messenger RNA from Penicillium griseofulvum, 1704 nucleotides. RefSeq lists its product as uncharacterized. The coding region runs from base 1 to 1704 and encodes 567 amino acids. NCBI's taxonomy places the organism in Eukaryota, Fungi, Ascomycota, Eurotiomycetes, Eurotiales, Aspergillaceae. The transcript has a single exon. The record is from RefSeq and is a predicted model, not a curated record.
AUGGCACCAGAUAUGGAUCCCCACAGCCCUGCAAACCCCUCCUCCACUUCCGACAAAGAGAGCGACAAUGACAACACAAGCACAGCUACCGCGAAGCAAGAACCCCAAUCCACAGAACCGAGUCCUAGAACAAGCACAACACUCUCAGCCCAACUGAAACAAGAAUGUAACGACCUACUCUCCCAGAUCGACGCCUACCAAUCGCUGCUCGUGUGCACAUUACGGAAUCCACAGCUCGUCGAGGUGCGCCAAUUCCGCUCUAGCGUACUCUCCGAGCUGAAGAUGCUGGAGAAGCUGGGACGGCAGAUUGAGGAGGCAAUUGGAGGGACGAAUCCUGGAGCAGAAACAAGGGUGGAAGACGGGGUAACGGAACAAGCCGGUGAUCCUGAGAUGGAAAUGCGGUUGGUGCAUGCGCUGCGCUCGUCGAAUUUGCCGUUUUAUCAGGCUGUCUGGAGGAUUGCAAGUGGGUCUUGUUCUGGGCUGGUUGCACUGGGUAGGAGGUUUUACUGGGAUGGGGAGACGAAGGUGACGGAGAGGAAGGGUGGGAAGGGGAAGGGAAAAGGUGGUGAUGCGCAGGAGAAGCAGCCUAACAAAGACAAGCGCAAGAGUGUGUUUGUGGAUAUUGUGGCUGAUGAUGGGGAGGAGUGGGUAAAGGUGUCUACUAUCUCUGAGAAUCGGCUUUUGUUCGAAAUGGCGAAGAAGGGAUGGGAGGGUGAUAGUGAUGAGGAUGAGUGGUCUGAUGACGGGGGUGAAGGGAGGACUAUUUUACAGAACUUUGAUGAUGAUGAUGGGGAUGACGAUGAUGAGUUGGAGCUCAUUAAGCUGGCCCGGGAUCUAAGGAAAGCCUCUGAUGCUACGCGCGUUAGAUAUAGACAUCCUCGGCUACGGGUUGUUAUACCUAAGAUUGAAGAGGGAAGUGUUCCUGAAAUUGACGCUGUUUUGAACGAAAUGCGGAGCUAUGGUAUUCGGGUUGACUGCCAGGGAAGUCUGCCAGCAGAAACUCCCAGCGGGCUAGCCCAUCUCCUGCCUCAGCCGUUCAAAAACUUCACUUCGACCCUGAAUGUCGACUGCACUUUGCUCCUUGCCUUGGUAUCUGACUUGUCUCACAUCAAAGACAUCCCGGUAUCCCCCCAUUUCCAUAGAGCCAUCGUUCGACAAAUCGAAGUUGAGCAGGAAAAACCACUGCUCACUUCCGAACUCUGGCCGGCUAUGGAUGGUCGUGAGCUUGUAUCCACCACAGAGGCUGCAGUGCGCUUCCGGGAAAUUGUCGAGACCAUUGGAACAGAAACAGAGAAGAGCCGGACUCACAUGUUGCUGGGAGAUCCACCAUACGAACAACUCAGUCGUGAGGCUAUUCUCCAGAAAUUCCAGGAAUUGUCUGAUUAUCAGGUGCCCACCGAUUGGAAACUCCCCAUCAAAGUUGUUGAUGCCCAGCAAGUGAUCGAUGCGGCAAAAGCACAGGGUAACCUUCAUCCAGUGGUACAUGACGUCGGGGAAGGCCUGUCGGAUAUCAAUCAUAGCGUGUUUUUGUACGGUUGGGUCACCGGGUUGACGACCAUUUCCAGCAAUCGCACAAUCGACAAGCAAAUCGAAGUCACCGUCGAGGACAACAGGAAGGGCGAUGAUGACCUACAAGGCCCUGACGUUUGGAUCUGUGACACAGCACGAAGUUUGGUGGGCAAAGACAAAGAUCGAAAAGCAUAA